This is a messenger RNA of Thlaspi arvense, 2454 nucleotides long. NCBI's taxonomy places the organism in Eukaryota, Viridiplantae, Streptophyta, Magnoliopsida, Brassicales, Brassicaceae. The record is from the annotation of a GenBank genome assembly.
AUGGAAAUGGAAUCGACGGUGACGGAAGUUGAAAAUCGGAAGACGAUUGGUCAGGAGCAACCGAAGAAGCCGAAUAAGCGGAAGAGAGAAUCAGCCGCGAUCGAGAACUUAAGUUCCGAGGAGAAAGAGGCUCAGAUCUCAUCGUUGAAGCAGGAGAUGAAAGGGCUUUUCGAGUAUUUCAGAGAAACGAUGGGACAGCCUCAGACGACAGAUCUGUUUUCAGGUUCGAGCGAUUUCUCCUCCGUGAACUCAAUGGUGGCUUUGUUGAUGGAGGAGAUGAGCUUGCCGUUGUCGAAGCUCGUGGAUGAGAUUUUCUCGAAAUUGAAAGAGUCGAACGAGAGUGUCACGAUGGCUUCCGUGAAGAGCGCUGUUGUUUCUGUGGGUCAGAGAGUGAGUUACGGUGUGCCUAACGCAGACGCCGAUGUUUUGGAAGAUGAUACUGAGUCUUGUCUCUGGUGCUGGGAGACGAGAGACCUGAAAAUGAUGCCAAAAUCUGUUCGUGGAUUGCUAAAAGUUCGAAGGACAUGUAGGAAAAAGAUUCAUGAAAGGAUUACAGCAGUUUCUGCAAUGUUAGCUGCGUUACAAAGAGAAGGAACUGAAAAGUCGUGCAGAUCUGAACUGAGCAAAGCUGGUGAGAAGCUUGGUAAAAUACUGAGCGAGGUGGAUAUUCGAUCGUUUAUGGGUAACAUGUUGCAGAAAAAUAGUACAGAGAUGGCUGAGAAAGAUGCGAAGCGGGAAGAGAAAAUGCUUCUGAAACAAUUGGAGAAAGGUAAAUGUGAAGCUGAGAAAGAAAAGAAGAGAAUGGACCGUCAAUUAUUGAAAGAGAAAUUGCAACAUGAAAAAGAGCAGAAGCUACUGCAGAAGGCACUUAAUGACGAUAAAGAAAAAGAAGAGACUGAGUCGAGAAAAAGGCUAAAGAAACAGCAAGAUGAGUCAGAGAAGGAGCAGAAGCGUAGAGAGAAGGAACAAGCCGAGUUAAAGAAGCAACAUGAAGUACAGAAACAGGCUUCGAUCAUGGAGCGGUUUCUUAAAAGGAGCAAAGACAGUUCAUCGACCCAACCCAAACUUCCUUCCGUUGAAGUAACUCCUCAGAUUCCGUUAUGUGAAAAACCUGAGAGUGAAACUAGAACUGUUAUUCAGGCCAUUGACAAUGCCUUUGCGACAACUUGUGAAGCUACAGUUGAUGAUAUUCGCAGGGCACACUUUGCUUCCUGGCGCCAGUUGGGUCAUUCGCUCUCGAUUUCGAAAAAGCAUUGGGGGAUGCGUAGGCAGCCAAAGAGUGAACUGUUUCCAAAACUUAAACUUUCUACAAAUAGGGGUGCAACAUCUGAGGGUGAACCUCACAUGGAGAAAGAAGGGGAUGAAUGUGAAGAGAAAAACUUGGAUGGUGUAUCUGGCAUUAGUCAGUCCGAGUCUUUGUCAUCUGAUCGUAAAAAGUCCAGGAGGGCCAAGCAGUUAUUACAAUUUGAUAAAAGCUGCAGACCAGGCUUUUAUGGUAUCUGGCCAAGCCAAAGCCAAGUUGUAGGUCCACGUCGUCCUCUGAAAAAGGAUCCGGAAUUGGAUUAUGAAGUUGACAGUGAUGAAGAAUGGGAAGAGGAACAAGCUGGUGAAAGCCUUUCAGAUUGUGAGAACGAUGAAGAGGAAUGCUUAGAAGACGGAUGUUCAAAGGCUGAUGAUGAGGAUGAUAGUGAAGAUGGCUUUAUGGUCCCUGAUGGAUAUCUCUCAGAAGAUGAGGGAGUCCAAGUUGAUAGAAUGGACAUAGAUCCGUCUGAACAAGAUGCAAGCUCGACUCCAUCUAAGCAAGAUCAAGAGAGUCAAGAGUUUCGCGCACUACUCCAUCAACAAAAGCAUCUCCAAAGUUUAACAGAUCACGCUCUAACGAAAACACAGCCACUGAUUAUCUCUAACCUGACGCAUGAGAAAGUCUCUCUCUUAUCCUCUAAAGAUCUAGAGGGUACACAGAAAAUGGAACAGAUAUGUCUUCGAGCUCUCGUGGUACGAGCAUUUCCCUGGUCGUCUUCUCUCAUUGAGAUAUCCAUCGAUAGCUCGCAAGGCGAAGAUCAAGAAACCAGAAAGUCUUAUAGUCAGAGCACUCCUCCACCUUCAAGAGCAAGAUCAAUACCAGACUCAGAUUUGCUUACAGUAGUAUCAACUAUUCAAUCCUGCUCUCAAGGUAUCAAUAGAGUAGUUGAAACAUUACAGCAGAAGUUCCCUGAUGUUCCAAAGUCUAAAAUAAGACAAAAAGUGCGCGAGAUAUCAGAUUUCGAAGAAAGUCGUUGGCAGGUAAAGAAAGAAGUAUUGACAAAGCUUGGAUUAUCGCCGUCGCCGGAUAAAAGCGUAAAGAGGCCGAAAACGAUAUCGACGUUCUUCUCAAAACGAUGUUUGCCUCCAUCGGCAAAGCCACAACCCGUAGUUGAAGAAACAGAGAGAUUGGGAAAUGAGAAUGAAUCUUAA